AUGGUGGUGUUUGUCGACUACGAGCGCGGUGCCUUCAAUUAUGAGCACCGCCGCUUACCAGGGGAACCUCGAGGAUUGCUCUGCAACUAUGGCGAGCCCACUUCACCUCUCCUCCUUUCGAAGCUGAGGAGUCUCGGCUCGGACGCAUCCUCUUACACUCCAAGCGACGAUAGUAGUGAUUGUAGUAGUACUACCACUACCACCACUACUACUAUCAGUAAUACGACUGUGCUUCGGGAGCCUGACACAGAUGUCGCAGCUGAGAUACCCGAUAACCCAAACCGCAAUGCGUUCUCUGCUGCUCUGAGCUGCUAUCCAAUUGUGAAGGAGAUUGCGCGGUCCGUAGAUCUGAACACUCUCUACGCCCUCUCUGGAACCUGCCGGCAGUUCCAUGCCAACCUAAUGCCCUUUCGCAAUCAGCUGUGCAAAGAGACUCUCCGCUGCGAGAAUGAAUAUAUUGAGACCCUUUCCGGCAUGCUGAACGAGGACCCGGCGAUUCCGCAGAACAUGAGAUCCGUCUUCCACCUGCUGAGUCGGAACGCCUUCGAGUCUAGCCGGCUCAGUAGCGGCAAACUCAACAAAUGCGCCCGAGACAUGGUCUCGGAGUGUUGCAGAUGCUCCAAAACAGUGUGCAGGAACUGCACCAUCAAAGCCCCAAGCAAGACGAUGCUCAAGAAUCGUCUCCGCCGACUAUGCACAACGUGCCAGACUGCUGCCCCGUUAGCCCGCCACGCAGGGUCAGCAGCAGACCAGCCGAGCGUGUGCGGCUGCGAGGAUUCGGCCGCCUGGCUGUGCCAGGAAUGCGGGCAGACGCUGCGCAGCCGCGACACGACGUACCGGCGGGUAUGGGCCUGGCGGACCCGGUACAGCACUUACCUCGGCGGCGGGCUCGGGACGGGGAUCGGCGAAGGCUGCCAAGGGGUGAAAUGCGGGCGCGGCGAGGACUGCCUGGCAGCCAAGGAGAUCGAGCUAGAAGUCGACGGCGAGGAUACCUGCUGGCUAUCUUCGGAAUCCUCGACUCCGGGGUCAACUAGCUCUACCCUGAACGGAUACAGUCGUGGAUACAGUCAUGGGCGUGGUCGUAGCCCUCAUUCCAAACAUACCAACAACAAUACUAAUACUUCUAAUACUACUACUACUACUACUACUACUACUACUACUACCACCACUACUACUGGGACCAUUGGAGUCGCCGGAUCGCCGGAUCGCCAUGACGAAGAGGAACCGGGCUACUUCCGACAGGAGAUGGUGGGGAUCGGCGGCGUGGUCAAGCAUAAAGUGAAGAAACGGGUGACGGUGGGGGCGUGCGUGGUGGAGCACGAGGAAGAGCGCGAGACAGGGAGAUAUCUGGUUCGGGAGGAGGGCGGCCUCGAUCGAAGCUGGUGUGGAUGGUGUUGGAGGUGUGUACCGUCUAAGUUAUCAUCAUACAUCAUCUAA
Messenger RNA from Penicilliopsis zonata CBS 506.65, 1437 nucleotides. RefSeq lists its product as hypothetical. The coding region runs from base 1 to 1437 and encodes 478 amino acids. Lineage: Eukaryota; Fungi; Ascomycota; Eurotiomycetes; Eurotiales; Aspergillaceae. The record is from RefSeq and is a predicted model, not a curated record. The transcript is spliced from 4 exons.